Rotaria socialis is the source of this 438-nucleotide messenger RNA. Lineage: Eukaryota; Metazoa; Rotifera; Eurotatoria; Philodinida; Philodinidae. The record is from the annotation of a GenBank genome assembly.
AUGACGUCACCAACUCGAUCAGAAAGAGACCAAAAUGAACUCAACUAUGAAAAUUUCUUCGACAUUGUCACUAACAAAUGCACAGUAAAAGUAGAAAAAACAGUCUCCACGGCAGUAGAUCCAUUGUUUGGCCUUAUUCAAGCUUCUUCAUCAAUUAAAAUAAAACGAUCUGACGGUCGAAUAUAUUUAGCUAAAGUAGUACAACUUUCAUCUGAAUCAAAAUUUGUUGGUGUAGAAUGGAAUGAACAUGGUGAAGUUGAAGGAAAAGAAAUUUUACUUGAUCUUGUAUUUGGACUUAAUAAUGAAUUACGACUAAAUGCAACAUUUCAACAACCAGCAUCAGUUAUCAAUCAACAAACUCGACCAAUAGCAGCUGUCCCUAUUCUUGCCAAUUGCCUAUCAUCAAGUCGACUUACUUUAGAUAUAUUGAUACAUUAG